Molecule: messenger RNA, 1608 nt
Organism: Arabis nemorensis
Lineage: Eukaryota; Viridiplantae; Streptophyta; Magnoliopsida; Brassicales; Brassicaceae
Source: the annotation of a GenBank genome assembly
AUGGAGUCGUCGGAGAUCGAAGUGGUACCUCUCGAUUCCAACUCUCACCAAAACCCUACCGAAUCGCCAACCAUCACAGACGUCUUCUCCGCCUCUGCUUAUGGCGAUCUCCACCAACUUCAGCGUCUCGUCGAACAUGGCGGUUCUUCUCUUUCGCUUCCCGACGCUAACGGCUACUUCGCUCUCCAAUGGGCUGCGCUAAACAAUCACAUCGACGUUGCUCGAUACAUCAUCGAGCACGGAGGUGAUGUUAAUGCAGCUGAUAACAUACAUCAGACACCAUUGCAUUGGGCAGCCGUAAAAGGCUGCAUUGAUAUUGCAGACCUUCUACUGCAAAACGGAGCUCGAAUUGAAGCCGCUGAUGUGAAUGGGUUCAGGGCCGUGCAUGUUGCUUCUCAAUAUGGACAAACAGCCUUCUUGAAUCACAUUAUUGUGGACUAUGCGGCAGACUAUAAUGCACUAGAUAAUGAAGGGAGGAGUCCGCUACAUUGGGCUGCUUACAAUGGAUUCACAGAAACAGUCCGCUUACUUCUCUUCCGGGAUGCGUGUCAAAAUAGACAAGAUAACACAGGCUGCACUCCGUUGCACUGGGCCGUGAUUAAGGAAAAUGUUGAGGCUUGUACUCUAUUAGUUCAUGCUGGAACCAAGGAGGAACUGAUAUUGAAAGAUAACACUGGAUCCACGCCACUUAAGCUUGCAUCUGAUAAAGGUCACAGGCAGCUCGCUCUGUUCCUUUCAAAGGCAAUGCAAACUCAUAAUAAUAGUCUUGUAAACAAGAUCUUCUGUGGACAUUUGGGAGCAGGCUAUGCUCCUCUGUUGUUCUCCUUAAUAGUCAUUCUUAUGGUCCUCUUCGUCACAUCCAUUGUUGCAGCUUCUAAUCUCCCGAAGAUAACUGCUAUGGUUGGACUGUGGGCAUGGUUCGGUUUUUCAUGUGGCGUUUGCUCACUGAUAGCUUUCCGUCGUUGUAGCAGAAAGGAUCCCGGGUUCGUUAAAAGAACUAAUGAAGUUGACGGCGAUCAGACUGCCAGUGAUCCUUUGAUGAAUAUCAAUUUCAACAACCCCUCAUGGAAAGGAAACUGGUCCCAACUCUGCCCCACUUGCAAGAUAAUUAGACCGGUGCGAUCUAAGCACUGUCCCACCUGUAAGCGCUGCAUUGAGCAGUUUGACCAUCACUGCCCCUGGAUUUCCAACUGUGUUGGUAAGAAGAACAAACGCGACUUCUUAGUCUUUGUGAUCCUGGGAGCUUUAACAUCAUUUGUUGGUGGCACAACUGCUGUUCAAAGAAUAUGGAAAAGCAUCCCACAGAUGCACCCCAGGGAAUCAUGGAUUCAAUAUGUAGUCAUCGAACAUCCUGGCGCUGCCGUGUUUAUGUUUUUCGACUUACUUAUUUUCAUUGCGACAAUGAUGUUGACCAUUUCACAGGCGUAUCAGAUAGCUCGGAAUAUUACAACCAACGAAUUAUGGAACGCGAAAAGAUUCAGUUAUUUGCGGGGGUCUGAUGGAAGAUUCUACAACCCUUAUAACCAUGGCUGGCAAAGAAACUGCACCGAUUUCUUGGUUCAUGGCUACACCAGAGACGACGAGGUUGUCCUGUCUUCAAUUCUCUAA